Messenger RNA from Bombina bombina (fire-bellied toad), 4439 nucleotides. RefSeq names its product adiponectin receptor 2 (gene ADIPOR2). The record is from RefSeq and is a predicted model, not a curated record. Gene Ontology annotation, molecular function: signaling receptor activity. Bases 152 to 1378 code for a protein of 408 amino acids. Gene Ontology annotation, cellular component: plasma membrane. Gene Ontology annotation, biological process: adiponectin-activated signaling pathway. NCBI's taxonomy places the organism in Eukaryota, Metazoa, Chordata, Amphibia, Anura, Bombinatoridae. The transcript is spliced from 7 exons.
UAUGGCAGUCUCCAGGUUUAUUAGGCACCUGCAGUAGCUCCCGCAUGCUAUACCCACAACCCAGCAAAGGAUUCUUGUUUCAUUGUUUAGAGACUCAGUGGUGCUAAUUUGCCAUUAACUCUGUGCAGCUCAUAUCAAGCAUAAAGUCAUUAUGUCCUUUGCAGACCUGCCGUGUGACGCUGGCUGUUCCAACAGAGAAGAGUCCCAACAUCCCAUGAACACACAAGAAGUAGAACAGGAGGGGUCCAGUAGCAGCCCAGAGUUCGUCCUGAGACUGCGCAAAGUACAUAUGCCAGUCACCUGUGAGGACUCCAAUUCCCAGCAUGACGAGUACAAAGAUUUGUGUCCCCUCCUGGCGGACCCCCCUCCGUGUCCUGCCACGGAUAAUAACUCCGAGGAGUGUGACGUAGUAGAAAAGCCGGCAGCUGAAGAUGAAGGUUUCAUGGGCAUGACACCUCUUCUCCAGGCUCAUCAUGCCAUGGAGAGGGUGGAGGAAUUUGUCUGCAAGGUUUGGGAGGGCAGGUGGCGCGUCAUCCCUCAUGAUGUACUUCCAGACUGGCUGAAGGACAAUGACUACUUGCUACAUGGUCACAGGCCUCCUAUGCCUUCCUUCAGAGCUUGCUUCAAGAGCAUCUUUAGAAUACACACAGAGACCGGAAACAUCUGGACACACUUGUUAGGAUGUGUAUUCUUCAUUUGUUUGGGAAUCUUCUAUAUGUUCCGACCCAACAUGGCAUUUGUAGCACCCGUGCAGGAGAAGGUGGUGUUUGGGAUGUUUUUUUUGGGUGCCAUCCUCUGUCUUUCAUUUUCGUGGCUUUUUCACACCGUAUACUGCCACUCUGAGGGAGUGUCCCGUGUUUUCUCAAAGUUGGACUACUCUGGAAUUGCCCUUCUCAUCAUGGGCAGCUUCGUUCCCUGGCUUUACUAUUCCUUUUACUGUAAUCCGCAGCCUUGCUUCAUCUACCUAAUAGUCAUUUGUGUACUCGGUAUAGCAGCUAUCGUUGUAUCCCAGUGGGACCUAUUCGCAACCCCUCAGUACCGAGGUGUAAGGGCAGGAGUCUUUGUUGGCUUAGGCUUAAGUGGCAUCAUCCCCACUCUGCAUUUUGUCAUCUCUGAAGGUUUCCUUAGGGCUGCCACCAUGGGUCAAAUUGGCUGGUUAAUACUCAUGGCUUGCCUGUAUAUCACAGGAGCUGCUCUCUACGCUGCACGGAUCCCUGAGCGAUUUUUCCCAGGAAAGUGUGAUAUAUGGUUCCACUCUCAUCAGUUGUUCCACAUCUUUGUAGUGGCCGGAGCAUUUGUUCAUUUCCAUGGUGUGUCCAACCUACAGGAGUUCCGCUUCACAGUAGGUGGUGGCUGUGCAGCCCAAGAUGUUCUGUAGAAAACAAUGUACAGGAGGGAAUGCAACAAUGGCUGUCCAGCCACCACACCAAGAUGGGGGGAGGAGGAGAGACCCCCAUCACUGUUUGACAUUAGAUCUGAGAAGACUACGGACAAACACACGCAGAGCCCAGGCAGACUGCAGAACCUAACAAUCUUACCUCAGCGAUUCAAUACCAAGUGUAUGAAGAUAAUUUAUUCCUGGGGAGAGGGUGACCUAUCUUUAAACCUUUUGGGUUCUGAAGGGGGCAGGUUUUUUUUUUGUUUGUUUGUUUCUCUGGCACUGACAUAGUUAAAUUAUUUUGCUGCUUCAGUUUCCUGUGGAGUUGAAACCCUGCAGGCCUCUAGUGGCGAAUGUCUAUUUAUUUUUAUAGUUAUAAAUUCAUUUGGGAGAGGGGUCAUAUAAUAUAUUUUCCUUUAGCUCUGGUAAGAUUCAGUCUUUAAAAGUUUUUUUUUCUCCAUAAUAUUCCAGGAAUAUCAAGAGCAUAAGGGGAUGGGCCGGGGGGGGGGGGGGUGGUUAUGUAAAAAAAAGAAAAAAAAAAAAGAAAAAAAAAAAAGCGAAAACACUUUAUAAUUUUCUGUUGAAAAGAAAAUUUCUAGACAUUUUUAAGAUAUAGAGGAAAAGUAUCACACAAAAAAAAACAAAAAAAAAAUCAAAUUGUUUUGUUCAGUACCACACACUGUUCACAGAAACAUUUUGCACAAUUACGAACUGGCUAAGGGUUAUUAACUAACAUUUAACUUGUGAAUUUUUGUAAUUGACCCUUAUCUGUGUGUGGAAAUUAAGCACAGGCAUGGUGUUGGGGGUUCAAGAAGUGAGUGUCACUGAAGGUCUUGCACUAAAAGUAAUGGAUGGCAAAAGCAGAUAACGUCCAUCCCAUUUUUCUACCAGAGGACGUCAGAGGAGGUUUCGCUCUCUAAAAUGAAUUGGAUACAGGAUUAUAUGGUCAUCAUGCAGACUGCUAGGGAUUUUCUAAACACUACUGGGGAAAAAUAGGUCUUUUUUGAAGACUGAACAGCCUCUGCCACAGGAUGGCAGUGUGUGCACCUGGGACUUCUGAGCUUCCUUUGAUUUCUAGGAACCUUGGGGCAAAUAAGCGGGUAUAUAACUCCCUCCAAGAAUCAUACAGUUAAUUAAUCUGUGCUGGCUUAAAACCCUUUCACAAAUUGGUUGUCUUUAAAACCAGGCAAAAUUGUGUGUAUGUCUUGUAGAGUGAAGGAUACACAGUAUGUCUUAUACAUGCAAUUCUUUCUACCAUAUUGUGUUAACACUCUUUGAUGGCAGUUUGAGCAUCUCUGCAAUGUCUAGGUAAUUCCAAUUUGUUCAGGAAGAAAAUUAACGCCCUUCUGAAAAUGUUGAACCAAACAUUUAGCUGCAACGUUUCAUCACCACUGUAAUCUUCCUGUUGGGGUUUCACCAAUACUGUAAAAAGCAGUUGUAGUAUUUUGUUAGAGGUUUAGUAGCUUGAUGAAUGCAAUAACCUAAUUCAACAUUCAUUAGUUGUAAGAAUGAAAUAUGUUGGCAACAAAAAAGAUCAAGCCUCAUUUUUACUUUUAAAUGUAAAGACAAGUGUAUUCUGUCUGGUGUUCAUAAUUGAAACCCAAUAAGAGUGCAUUAUUUAAAUAAAAAUAAAAAAAGAUGGAGGACACCGAAUUCUGUUGCUAAUUUCACUUCCAGAAUUCGAUCAUAGCUCCUGCCUUAAAGUGAGGACAAAAAAAGCCUGUAGUAUUGUAAGAAUGCCUGAGCAGUAUUAAGAAUAGGUUACCCAAUGGCUAAUGUCACAUGAUUAGAUUCAAAGGACACUAAGAGAAAUGUAAUUAUAUAAGUCUAUAUGGGGGGAGACGAUGAGCUACAAGUUUCCUGGACUGUUUAGGAUUAAUCCUUGAAGGGACAUAAUACCUAUGUGAUCACUUGAAAGUGAAUCAGCAUAACUGUAAAAAGCUAAUAAGAAAAUAUCACCUGUACAUCUCUGUAAAAAUAAAUAUAUUUUACCUCAAAAUUGGUUUAGCGCACAACAGUGUGUGUGUGUGUGUAUUUAUCCUUCAGCUACAUGCUGGGGAAAAAACAGCCAAUCGGCUUAAUCAGUGCUGAUGCCAUACUUUGUUUUACUGUAAUCUUGUGAGAUUUCAUAGUAAACUUCCUUAAACUUAGGAAGGUAAUAACAUGGCUGUGUCUGCACAUGCCAGAUGCACAAUCCCUUGCAAGUCCUGGGACUAGCAUCCUAAAUGGCUGCUUAAAGCCCAUUUACAAUGAGACGUGGCUACUAAGGAAAUUCUAAGGUAAAUAUCUUCAUUUUUUUACAAAGAGAUUUUUAGAAAAUAUUUUCUAGUCCGUUUUUUACAAUUAUGCUUCAUCACUUUCAAGUGCUUCAACAUUUGAGUAUCAUGUCCCUUUUGAACCUAGCAUAUUUUUACUUCCUUUCUGCCCUCAGGAAACUUACUACAUAAACUACAACUUUUUAGUAUGCAGGCCAUAUCAAGCUCAUAACGUACUCACAAUAUUUGGAUAUAUAGUACUGAUGAGCUACUUCCAUCUAAAGAUGACCCGUACCUUGACCCUAGAGAUGUUCAAGUGAUAACCACACCAGGCAAAGAAAUAACAUUUUUAUUUUGCUCUCUAUUUAGAGCGUAGCUGUAUCCGUGUGUGUAUAAAUAAUAUAUGUGCACACUCAUACGGCUUUCAGUGGUGCAGUUCCACUUAUGUCCGUAUUAGCACUGUUUGUUUUUGUUAAAAUGUCUUAUCUUACACUUUAUAAUUAUGAGGUGUUUAUCCAUUUUAAUUUUAGUUGGCCUUCUGCGUGUGUUUCUGUUAAAUGUGUUUCUCCAUCUUAUGUCAUUUUGGAAUUUUGUAAACCAUAUUUCAUACUGUGGGAUAAACAUGUAUGUGUGGAACUGCACGCUUAACUCAUUGGCUGCCAAGACUGGAACAUAUUGCAAAACUGCAUUUCAGCCCUCUGACAGCCAAAGGGUUAAGCCAUUCAGUAUUUGAGUUCGGUGUUACAUUACUUUGCAUGUCAUUGAUUAUAAUUUUCAUAAUAAUAAAUUGCAGUCUGUUUGGUUCA